AUGUCGUCCUCGCUACUGAACAGCGAGAGAAAUCUACCGCGUGAUCCGCCCCUGACUGCCGUGGGCGAGGCGCAGAUUAAAGAGCUCGGUGCAUUUUUCCGUAGCCUCCCGAAAAACGAGCAGCCGCAGCUUGUGGUCAGCUCUCCGUAUACCCGCUGUGUCCGCACAGCGAUUCCGGUUGUAGAAGGGGUUGAAUGCCCGUUAGUGAUUGAGCCGGGCCUCGCGGAAUGGUUUGCCCCCGUGUGGCCGGAAAAUACAGGGGCGCAUGGGACGCCGCCAUCCGGCGAGCAUGUCGCGAAUUUUUUUCCUCAAGUGGAUACCUCGUGGACCCCCCUGUUAUACCCUGAUCCCCUUGGAGAGACAGUCGAGGACUUGCACCACCGUAUGUAUGAGUGUCUGCGCCGGAUCGAUGCGCGCUGCAAAAAGCUUGGAGUGGAGCGCGUUCUGAUUGUCUCGCACGCCGCGUCGAUUAUUGCCCUCGGGCGCAUGCUCCUCGGUGGCGGGCGCUAUGGAGAGCAGAAAUCCUAUCCAGUGCUUGCCGGCACAGCGAGUGUAAGCAAGUAUGUGGCCGAAAAUUGCGGCGCGAAUGAGGACGAGUUGCGGUGGGUGCAAGCGUACAAUGGGAACACAAGCUUUCUCCAAGGCGGCUCACAGCGCGAAUGGGACUUUAGUUUCGUGCCAGAGAACAUUACCGAGCAUGGCCUCGGGCUGCACUGGGAAGAUGUGUACCUGCCCGAGAACCCGCGCCUCAUUUUCAAGGCUCGCUCGCGUCUAUAG
Molecule: messenger RNA, 777 nt
Organism: Malassezia vespertilionis
Lineage: Eukaryota; Fungi; Basidiomycota; Malasseziomycetes; Malasseziales; Malasseziaceae
Exons: 1
Coding region: 1-777 (258 amino acids)
Source: RefSeq, a predicted model, not a curated record